Molecule: messenger RNA, 5347 nt
Organism: Cryptotermes secundus
Lineage: Eukaryota; Metazoa; Arthropoda; Insecta; Blattodea; Kalotermitidae
Gene: sol
Product: calpain-D
Exons: 12
Coding region: 70-5076 (1668 amino acids)
Biological process (GO): proteolysis
Cellular component (GO): cytoplasm
Molecular function (GO): calcium-dependent cysteine-type endopeptidase activity
Source: RefSeq, a predicted model, not a curated record
GAUCAGCUGGCUGGAAUUGUUAGCAUACCGAAUGAUAUUUCAUGGUAAAAUAGCCAUGAUUCUAAGAGAAUGGGCUCUAUUGCUUCUGUUCUGCAGUGGCACUGUGAACGGUGCACCCUAAUAAAUCCAACGGAACGUACCAGAUGCAUACGGUGCGGGACACAUCGCGUAAAUCAGUUCAGUGACAAACCAGAUGCCGUAGCGAGAGCAGGCCGGAAUGGACAGGUGAAAUCAAGCUGCAGAACAACAGAGGAGGAAAACACAGCACGUGAAUAUGAAACAGUGAUUCCAAUAUCGAAAGGAACGGCAGAAUUCAGCCUGCGGUCAUCUGGGAAAGAUUCCUCCUCAUGUAAUGCUGGGCCAGCUGAACCCAGUUUGCAGUGGACAGAGAAGCCUAGUGAGGACACAGUGUCAACGUCAUGUACUACUAAACAGUCCAAGGUGGAAGCCAGGGAAUUCCACGGCAGCCCCCUAGACAUAAGUCCAACAGAAGGUGGCAUCCCCAUUAGAGAAGAUGAGAAACGCUUUUCAACUUGGGGUCAUCCAUGCCCUCUGAGUAAACGCGCUUCACAGCAGUGCCAAGCCCAUUUUGUUCGUUCAACAAGUGUUCCAAGUCUAGCCCACAGAUGGCUGUGUUCACAGUGCCAGUUUCUGAAUGUGAGUGUAACUUCCCGUUGUGCAACAUGUGGCAAGGUUAAUCUUGAAGUGGAUCGACAACUAGGCAUUGGCACUGACAUUGAAAAUGUUGUGGAGAACAACAGUGGGGCAAUGAUGGCCUCUUCUAUAGCAUCUGUAGGUCCUGGUCAUCAGGAGCAUGCUGGGAACUGGUACAAUGUGACGCCAAAGUGCUGUCAACAUGGUCAACAUAGCGACAUGAUGGAGCAGAGUGUCUUUCCUCAAUGUGGGAUCAAACGUGAUUGUCAGCAGGGUGAAAAGUGGAAUGAUGAGCAUACUCAUGGCACCUCUGUCUCCUUGGAUGGAGGUUUGACGCCAGUAGAGGUUCCCAGCGGUGCUAGGUUGGUGCAGAAUUUGAACUCAGUUGUCAUCCAAAACAGUACAGUGACAGCAGUUUCAAGUACUAGUGCCAGUACUCAAGACUGUGUUGAUUGUAAAACUAACAGUAUUCAGGACACGUCACAGAAUAGGUCACCAAAGCGUCAGAAUCCAUCAGUGUAUGAACGUGUGAAAUCCAAAGUAAGCAGAUCUCUUUCGAAUGGUUCUGUCCAGAAAUUGUGGAUAGAUACAACACCCAAAUCUUUUAUGAGUGGAAAUGUCUUUAGACGUCCCACCAGUCUUGUUGUAGAUAACGUUAGUGACGAGAAAGUUAGCAGUGUUAGCAGUAGUAGUAGUAGCAGUGGAAGUAUACAAGGUUGCAAAAUUGGUGAUAAUUCAGGCAGGGUUAGUGACAUUCGUAAAUAUAAAUUUCUUUCUUCUCAAAAAUCGGCUUCUAGUUCUACGUGUUCUUGGACGUGUCCACGAUGUACUUUAGAAAAUGUUGGAAUAAGGGACCGUUGUGAGGUGUGCGAGACCCCUAGAAAACCAAAUCUUCCCUUGGGUUCCGUCCUACGUUCAGGGACGCUUCCUAAUACGUUGCCACGUAAUGGCAUUGUGAUCACUGUUCCUGACUGGGAGGAAAGCAAGCCUGCAGAACCUCUGAAACUUAAACCCACAGUGCUGCAAGAUCUCUCAACACUUAAACCUCCACAAAGUGUUCUGCAAAACAGUGGUGAUGCUGGUGAUCCAACAUCACCUGGAGACACUGCUUGGCAGAGGCCAAUAUAUCGACGAUCCUUCUCGGAAAUGAAUGCAGUAUCAAAUGAUAUGGAUCAUUGCAAGGCCUCAUCAAAUCGGCGGAGCAUGAUAGAAACAGAUGCCCAAGGCAACAUCCCAGUGAGAUCACCAAUAAAUCUCAAUCUGCAAUUGCAGCAGUCACAAUCUGGUAACAGAUCUGGAACUAGAUAUUCAUAUAUUGGUAUCACUGAUCCUUCUACACAGCAGCAGAUAAGAACUUCUAUAGGUUUGAAUCAUAAAUCAAUUGCUCCCAAAAAGAGACUCAUUCCUCCACCUGUCCUGGAUGUAAUGGACCUUAAUGAUUCUAAUAAUGGGAACAUCAACUCAUCUUCACCAGUGACAAACCAUAACACUCUGCUUUCCUCCUCUUCAUCAAAUGCCUCUUCAGAAACCUUGAAUUCUACAUUUGAUCGCAUGUGGACUUGCACUAAAUGCUCAUAUGCCUACAAUCCACUGUGGUCAGACAGCUGUGACAUAUGCAACUCUGUUCGUUCCCCUCCGUCUCUUACAGAACCCAGCCUCAUCACAGUGACUAAAGACAGCGUCAGGUAUACUCCGCCUAAGAGAGAUGAUUUUGAAGAAUGUGAAGGUGUUAAUAACAACGAUCCCCUGACCUUGGUUCUUCCGGGUCCUAUGGCCACCUUGGCCACACUUGAGCAGGAUCUAGAUGAUGAUUUCCAGUUCCUGCCUGGUGAUGGAUCAAGUUCUCCCGGAACAACAUGUGAACAGGAGUGGACCUGUAAGAAAUGCACAUUGGUUAAUUCAGGUACUUCCAUGGCUUGUGUUGUCUGUGGUGGCUCUAAACUCCGCAGUAUCUCUAUGGUAGAAGACAUGACGCUACGUAAAGGAGAAUUCUGGUCUUGUGUUCAAUGCACAUUAAAAAAUCCUCUUAGUGCUCAAUCCUGCAUGGCCUGCAAGACAACUAAAAAGCUUCUAGAGGUCCCCAAAUCUAGUAGCGGUAGUGGCGGCGGUUCCAGGAGUCCUUCUCCACGACCUUCAUCAUCUCGACUAGGCAGUGGCAAGGUUGUAGGUAGUGGUGCCAUUCCAAAACAGAGAGUUGGUGGGAGUAGGAGAGGUGCUAUACCAAGCGGUACACCCAGGAGUAACGGUGUGGCCAGUCGCAGCGGCCAUCACCGAUCUGGCAACAUCAACAGGGACUUACAUGUUGACCAUAUGUCCAUGCCUGCAUCAUCAACAGGUAGCAGGAGUCCACGGGCCAUUGAACAGCAACCCGUCACACCAUUGGUCUCAUGGCAUUGUAUCUUAUGUACGUAUGAGAAUUGUACAGCUUCAGUUUCGUGUGAGAUGUGUCAGAGUUCACGAUGUCUCUCCUCAUCUGCGGUGGUUCUUACCAAUGGUAGGACAUCAGCUACUCCAUCACCUGGUGCCUCUUCAGGGCCAAGAACUUCUAGUAUGAGCAACAGUAUCGCUGUGCUUAAACAGGAGAGCGAGCUCAUGGAAGAUCUGAGGCAUAUCGAAGAGCAGGAGGCUCUGGAAAAGUGGGAGCGCAUUGUUCAAUACUGCAGAGAGAACAAAGAACCAUUUGUAGAUGAUUCAUUUCCACCAGCCCCAAAAUCAUUAUACUACAAUCCAUCUGAAACUAAAGAUAACCAUGUUGUUCAGUGGCUUCGCCCACAUGAAAUUGUGAUGGAAGGAGACUCGAAACUGAAGUGGGCUGUGUUCCGCACACCUUUGCCUUCAGACAUUUCACAAGGUGUGUUGGGUAACUGCUGGCUCCUGAGUGCCCUUGCAGUGUUGGCAGAACGAGAAGAUCUGGUCAAGAAAGUUAUGGUGAUGCGAGAGUUCUGCCACCAGGGUGCGUACCAGGUCCGCCUCUGCAAGGACGGCAAGUGGACAACUGUGCUUGUUGAUGACCUCCUGCCCUGUGACAAACGUGGCCAUCUGGUCUACUCCCAGGCCAAAAGAAAACAGCUGUGGGUUCCGCUUAUUGAGAAAGCAGUAGCAAAAAUUCACGGCUGUUACGAGGCCUUAGUGUCUGGGAGAGCCAUUGAAGGACUUGCAACCUUAACUGGUGCGCCUUGUGAGAGUGUGCCCCUUCAACCAUCAUCACUGCCAUCAGAAGAUGAGCUGGACCGAGAUCUGAUCUGGGCCCAGCUGCUGAGUUCCCGUCUGGCUCGAUUCCUCAUGGGUGCAUCCUGUGGUGGAGGUAACAUGAAGGUCGAUGAAGAUGAGUACCAACGUAAAGGUCUCAGGCCUAGGCAUGCAUAUUCUGUUUUGGAUGUCCGGGACAUGCUGGGGAAUAGACUGCUGCGAUUACGUAACCCGUGGGGCCAUUACUCAUGGAAAGGUGACUGGUCAGAUGACUCACCCAUUUGGACGCCUCAACUCAGGGAGAUGUUAAUGCCACAUGGUGCAUCCGAUGGUGUCUUUUGGAUCUCUUUUGAAGAUGUCCUGAAGUACUUUGACUGCAUUGACAUCUGUAAGGUGCGAUCGGGCUGGAACGAGGUGCGUUUGCGCGGAACACUGCCUCCUCUUUCAUCUCUUGAUCAUUUGUCUUGUGUUCUGCUGACUGUUCUGGAACCCACAGAAGCAGAGUUCACUCUCUUCCAAGAGGGACAAAGGAACUCUGAGAAAUCUCAGCGGUCACAGCUGGAUCUUUGCGUAGUUGUUUUUCGCACCAGAUCGCCCGCCUCCCCUGAGGUGGGACGGUUGGUAGAACACAGCAAGCGUCAAGUCCGCGGCUUUGUAGGCUGCCACAAGAUGCUGGAGCGUGACCUCUAUAUUCUUGUUUGUCUCGCAUUCAACCACUGGCACACAGGAAUGGAGGACCCAGCAAGUUACCCAGAAUAUGUGUUAGCCAUACACAGCUCGAAACGUCUGCUUGUGGAGCAAAUCUCCCCACCAGCGUAUGUGCUAGCUGAUGCCAUCAUCAGCCUCACACUUGCCAAGGGGCAACGUCAUGAGGGUCGUGAAGGGAUGACUGCCUAUUAUCUAACCAAGGGUUGGGCUGGCCUCGUUGUAAUGGUGGAGAAUCGUCACGAGAACAAAUGGAUCCAUGUCAAGUGCGACUGCCAAGAAAGUUAUAAUGUAGUGUCUACUCGUGGGGAACUACGUACUGUUGACUCUGUGCCUCCUUUACACAGGCAAGUGAUAAUUGUGCUGACACAACUGGAAGGGAGUGGAGGCUUUUCAAUUGCACACCGCCUCACACAUAGACUAGCCAAUACAAGUGGUCUUCAUGACUGGGGACCACCAAACACAAGUCAUUGCCCUCCAAUAGAUCGACAAGUGGAGGGACUCCAUUCACCACGACUCAUCACAUAGCAUAAGCCAGUGCCACAGAAAAUAUUGAUCUCAUCAGCCAGUUCCAGCAGUCGGAAGAGACUUUACACUCCACUGCAAGAAGGCCUCAUCUGAAAGUUGUCAUUUGUUAUUUAAUAAUAAGUAUUAUUAUUACGAGACAAAAACUUCAUGAAAUAUUUGUUUGGUUCAGUGAGAUACCUUUGUACUUAACGAAUGGCAAAAAACUAGUAAAGUUACUGCUUUGAAGGCAAAGUGAACCUAUUAUUGAAUACAUAUUUUUUUUUGUAAUGAA